This is a messenger RNA of Calliphora vicina (urban bluebottle blowfly), 3154 nucleotides long. It is a transcript of the gene aru, whose product is annotated as arouser. Lineage: Eukaryota; Metazoa; Arthropoda; Insecta; Diptera; Calliphoridae. Bases 162 to 2906 code for a protein of 914 amino acids. Gene Ontology annotation, molecular function: actin binding. The transcript is spliced from 8 exons. The record is from RefSeq and is a predicted model, not a curated record. Gene Ontology annotation, cellular component: plasma membrane. Gene Ontology annotation, biological process: regulation of Rho protein signal transduction; Rho protein signal transduction.
AUUUGGUAACGUUUUUCUACACACGCUUUAGUGAGGUGUGCUAUUACUUUUCCUUUGUUGUUGUUGGGCAAUAUAAUUGUUGCUUCAUGUUUUUGAUUGGUAUUGUAAAAAUUAAAAUUUUUACCGGUAAUUUGGAACUCUUUUGAAAAGGCACGAUCAAAAUGUCAUAUUCUCAUUCGAAUGGCGGUGGUGGAGGUAUGGGUGAUGCCGGCAGCCAUCGAGGUUAUUCGGGUGACGAACGUGAGUCACGAAGUGGUGGGGAAGACGGUGGUGGCAGCGUCGGACGUAAUGAUGACAGUGAUGUAAUAUUACAUGAUAUACCCACAUAUUUGCUUGAACACUUGGCGACGUUUACUGUAAAUAAAGACUCCGGUAUAGUCUAUCCAGCAGACGGCAUGAGGCGUUUACUACAGUUAGAGAAAACUACUGGUAUUUGGUCACAAAAGAUGCAGUUAUGUUUAGACUAUCGUUGGGUGCUAAUAAUGGAUUAUGAAACUGGGAAUAUUAUUGAAAGGUUUCCUGCUACGCUUAUUCAAGAACCAACAGCAUUUACCUCUACUGAUGCUAUGGAGUUGUAUAAUAAUAUAUUGGUAUUCAUUGUUUCCGGGGGCAGUGGAUCGCGUUCUGAAAUGCAUAUUUUUCAGUCACAAAAUGUUUCCGCCGUUCAUUUGGUAGAGGAUUUGAAAAACUUACAAAGAGGUAAUUUUGAUGUACAACAACGUGAAGUAAUGACAUUACAAGGAAAUUCGCGUCAUACACAACAACAACAAAUACCUCAUAGUAGCAACACUCAUUCGCAAGUCUAUAUGGAUUCCAACAGUAAUAGUGGUGUGAUGAUGGGUGGACAUAACAAAGUUGCACAUUCACGUAAUACCGAACAACAUGCAACAAAUUAUCAGCAGCAUUCCAUGAGCAAAGAACAACACAACUAUAAUAUGCGAGCUGAUAAUGACAAUAUAGCAACAGGGUUGGGUGAAAUUGACUCUGAUCAUGGGGGUAUUCAUGAUGCACGUGCUUUAGGCGGUGUAAAUUUAAAUGAUGAUGAAACUAGUUCGGUUUCCAGUGAUAAAUAUGAACGAGAUGUCAAUGUACUUAAUCAUUGUUUUGACGACAUCGAGAAGUUUAUAGCUCGUCUGCAGCAUGCGGCAGCCGCUUCGCGAGAGCUCGAAAGAAGAAGGCGAAAUAGAAAAUCUAAGAAAAAAGAUCCCGGUGAGGGUCUAUUGACAUUGCGUACGCGGCCACCACAUGAAAAGGAAUUUAUUGAUAUAUUUGCCAAAUUCAAGCUCUCUUUUAAUCUACUGGCAAAACUUAAGGCUCAUAUUCAUGACCCGAACGCUCCGGAGCUAGUACACUUUUUGUUUACACCUCUGGCUUUAAUUGUUGAGGCUGCAAGUGACACGUACUAUGAAUCUCAGCUUCCAGCCAGAGUGAUAAAUCCUUUGCUAACGCGGGAAGCUGUUAAUUUACUUAUCAAUUGUGUGACUAGUAAAGAGACCGAACUUUGGCGCUCUUUAGGUGACGCUUGGACAGUGCCUAGGGAUCAGUGGAAGGAAGAUGUUAGUUCUUAUCAUCCGGUCUUUUUAGACGGCUGGUCUCCAGACUACUUAAUAAUUGAUGAAUUGGAAAAACCAACUACUAUGACUCCUCCGCCACCAGCUAUUGUAAGCAAUAGCAAUAAACGUGGUCACACAGAGAAUGGUCGUGAACUAGCUCUAGAUAUGGCAGGUAAUAGUGGCUCAGCUACGCAUGACAACACUGGCCUUAGUUACGACGACUGCGAUGGUAGUGAUAAAUACAAUAUUGAAAACACAAUUGACACAGCGGAUCGUUAUAGCGAAGUCGUUAUGUCGUACCGAGAUCACCAGCAAAAUACCAAAAAUCAUUCAAAUGCGGCAACAACAAUUGGUACUGCUGGAGAUGUGGGUGCUGUAGGAAUACACGCAAUCACGUCUGGUGUGCAAAAUCUUUACAAUCGUGGUAUGCGCUCGUCUCAGGCUCACGGUAAUAUGAUGGAUCAGGUUAACUCACCCUCACCGACUACAAUAAGUCAUCCAAUGCCAGAAAUAUCAAGUAGCAUACGUUCUGGGGACGAUCAAAUGGUGGAGCAGUGGCUAGAUGAACUGCAGGCGGCUGGUGCUAAAAUAGUAUUGGUUACAUAUCCCCGCACCGCCAAUAAUGAUAAAGAAUUAAGUGUGGUUCGUGGUGAAUAUCUCGAGAUUCUAGACGACACUCGGAAGUGGUGGAAAGCCAGAAAUAUCCGGGGCCAAAUGGCCCAUGUGCCACACACAAUUGUUACACCCUACAACUAUGGCGACAUUGAAACUAUUCGAAACCAAAACAUGUAUGCCGGCCAUCAUCAGCAAACUUCCAAUUAUACGAAACCAAGAAAUUCUAGUACAACCGACAAUAUUGUUGAUUCACGUACAUCAAGCAAUGACAACGCAGAUUGGAUACGCAACAAACAUUUGGUUUUAUACGCUAAGCCUUCUUCAUCUUUAACUGAAACGAAACAAACUGAUUCGCCUAUAUAUUCUGGUCAAACGGUGCAAGAAGAAUUAAAACACGUAUUGAAGCAACGGGAACGACGUAACGAUCUUGACAUCCAUAAGACCUUAACAAUUUACAUUGAUCAAAAAUCUAGUCCACCAGAAGUUGUAGCCUGGUUGAGGGCCAAAGAAUUUUCAACAACUACAAUUGAACGUCUUAUAGGUGUCAAUGCUGAGGAAUUAUUUGCUUUAAGUCGAGAACGUAUUAUGGAAAUUUGUGGCAGUAAAGAAGGAAAACGUUUAGCAUCACAAUUAAGUUUGCAAAAAAGCGUUUCAGGCUAUAAAACUGCACGAUCAGCUGAGUUACAUUCGAUUCUAGCCAAAGCUCGACCAAAAUCCGAAAUGAAUUUAAUAAACUAACAAAGGAAUCAAUGCCAACAAAUACAAUAAUUUAUUAUCUACGAGCUGUCUAUUUGGAAUAUAUACAUACAUACACACAUACAUACACGUAUUAUAAGGAUUGAACAUUUAAGGCCCUUUUUGUAUGUACCUAUUUCGAGCAACAAUUAUAUAUUCGUGAAAAUAUCAUUAUGCCAAAAAACUGUAAAGUAUUAAUUACUCCGUCCAGAAAUAAAAAUACAAUGUAAAUGCAUUGUAGUUUUAACAUA